Molecule: messenger RNA, 1710 nt
Organism: Glarea lozoyensis ATCC 20868
Lineage: Eukaryota; Fungi; Ascomycota; Leotiomycetes; Helotiales; Helotiaceae
Exons: 2
Coding region: 1-1710 (569 amino acids)
Source: RefSeq, a predicted model, not a curated record
AUGGUGUUUCAAAAGGCUUUGUUUUGGUUGGCUACCACUGUGCUGGCGAGCCUCGUAUGUGGUCAAUCAAAUGCACCUCCUGGUGUAGAUACUUGGUGUGGGAAACCGUAUCAGAGCAAAGAUAAAUCGAUCAAUCCAGGAGGCCAAUUUGCAUUUCCAUCACUUCAAAAAGAUCCGUUGUUGUACAUUACAGUCCACCCCAGAUACACCAUCUUCCUUGAGACUGAUGGAAUCGGCUCUUUCAUCGUUGGAGCUGAGAUAUCUCAUGUCUUUGGGGAACCCUUCGAUGCUCCUCCAUCCAAUCUCAAUGUAAUGAAAUUCCAAAUCUACAGCCAGGAAAUCGGUUCAAUCCUCGUCUCUCAAAUCGACCUAAACACCACUGGAAACAUCCGCAACUUCUCCCUCGCUCAAUUUCCACCCCGCCUCACCCCCUACCCGAUCACCCUCUACGCUACCAUCCCAGGCAGCACUAAAACCUUCAAAUCCACCACCGAAAUCUACGUCCUCCCCUCCCGUACCUACGGAAGCGCCGUCAAAAUUGAUAACCUCCACGGUGGCCUCCUCGUCCAAAACAACAUCAACAAAUACAAAGGCUGGUACCCCAUCUUCCCCAACGGCCACUACGUAGACGGCGGCUACCUCACCCCCUCAACCUUCGACCUCACCCACCUAAACACCUACGCCGCCCAAGGCUUCAACACAAUCAAUAUCGUCCCCGACGGCGGCCGUCCCGACCAAGCCUACCCCAUCGACUCGCUCUCCAAAUACUGGGAUCGUCUCGACGAGUUGAACCUCUUCAACAUCUACGACAUGCGCUUCGCCUUCCAAAACAGCACGCGCAUUUCCGACCAAGUUGCGCUAUGGAAGGAUCGCACCUCCCUGCUCAUGUGGUAUACAGCCGACGAACCCGAUGGCUGGGUCUACGCGCUCAACUCUACCAAACUCGCUUACGAUCAACUCCGCGAACUAGACCCCUAUCACCCCGUCUCCCUCGUGCUCAACUGUCAAGAUUUCUACUACGAAGAAUACGCCGCCGGCGCGGAUCUCAUCUGGCAAGACGCCUAUCCGGUGGGUAUCAACGCCACGCAUUCUAUUCCCUGGGGUACAGUCUGCAAUACUACAUACGGCGACUGCGGCUGCGACAAUUGCGUCGGCUCCCUCACCGACGUCGCGACGAGACUCGAUGAUAUUCAAGCGUAUCAAGCUGCUAUCCCAUAUGCGCUGCAGAAACCCACAUGGUCCGUCAUCCAGGCGUUCGGGGAACAGAGUUACUGGCCGCGCUUGCCGAAGGGGAGUGAGGUGCUUAAUAUGAUGAUGUUGAGUGUGAAUCAUGGGGCGAAGGGGAUUACGUAUUGGAUUUAUCCGAGCACGGACGAUGUUAAUGUUGGGAGUGGGGAACUGGGGAAGGUUUUUGGGACGGAUCUGGCGAUGGGCUUUCUUUUUGGGACGGAGCCUGUUAGGGAGUUGAGGGUUGAGGGUGCGAGUGUAGAUGCUAGUGCGUGGGCUGUUGGGGGGAAGGUUAUGGUUGGUGUGGCUAAUGGGUUGUAUUUUUCUUCGAGGGGGAAAGUCAAGAUUCAUCUACCGGAAGGUAUCAAGGUGACGAGCGUAGAGAGCCUCUUGUAUGGAAAUAAAGGAUGGACUAUCGAAGGAGGAAUGUUAGUUAAAGUCGGUUUAGAACCGCUUGAGAUUGCGCUCUUAGUUUUGAGCUAG